Messenger RNA from Aspergillus eucalypticola CBS 122712, 910 nucleotides. RefSeq lists its product as uncharacterized. The transcript has a single exon. Lineage: Eukaryota; Fungi; Ascomycota; Eurotiomycetes; Eurotiales; Aspergillaceae. Bases 261 to 632 code for a protein of 123 amino acids. The record is from RefSeq and is a predicted model, not a curated record.
UGUGUACAGCCAUCUUGGGCAUGUCCCAGGAGCAAUAAAGCCCUAUCACACCUCCGACACCGAGAUUCGAAUGCCAUACCUACGCCAGGGUUCACUGAGCCGCUAUCUACGUAUUCACCAUGAUACUUGUGGACAGCAGUCGACGAUUACAAUGGCUCCAGGAAGCUGCACAUAUCAUCCAUCGUGUUCACGAGCGGCGAGUAUUUGUUGUCGAUAUUGCGACACACAAUUUCCUGCUUGAUGAGGGUCUUUCUCUCCACAUGUGCGAUUUUACCGAAUCUACUAUUGUCGCGGAUGAUGAAGACAUGGCAGAUUUUAUUUCUGAAGACUUCGCUUCAGUCAAGUCCGACAUUGCGCGCUUUGGCUCGAUGAUGUACGAAGUUAUCUCUGGAAACCACUUCGAGUUCUGCGUUAUACCCGACAUCGAGACCGACCUAGACGAUGAUCCAGUGUCCAAGACAUGUAAAACCUGGCCGACCGAUGACAAACUCCCAAAUACGAACCCUUUAUUCCUUGAAGAUAUCAUCAAGCGAUGCUGGGCCCUUGAAGGUUUCCUCACGAUGCAGGAAGCUUGCCACGCCCUAGAUAAUUCCGGUCACAGAAAGCCAACGGAUAUUCUUACGGAAGGUUAGCCGCCUGGCAUCGCAUCGCAUCGCAUCACAUCACACCACACUGCAUCUCCUCCCGUAUGUAGUUAUCUACUAUAGGCGUGAAUAGGCGCGCGCGAGAGAGAACGCGGAGGCAUAUCCCGAACAUGGCUAUUCAGGGUACAUCCGAUAUAAAUAGCAUCACCAACGGCGGUUGGCGCAUCGAAUGGACUUUGACCAAGAUGCAAUCAUUGCGCCGGGGUGGGUAUAUGACUAUAAACAUACAUAGUAUAACUAGGUACUUACAUAGACAUACAUACAUA